Dromaius novaehollandiae (emu) is the source of this 2406-nucleotide messenger RNA. Its product is annotated as all-trans-retinol dehydrogenase [NAD(+)] ADH4. Gene Ontology annotation, molecular function: S-(hydroxymethyl)glutathione dehydrogenase [NAD(P)+] activity; zinc ion binding. The record is from RefSeq and is a predicted model, not a curated record. Gene Ontology annotation, cellular component: cytosol. The transcript is spliced from 9 exons. NCBI's taxonomy places the organism in Eukaryota, Metazoa, Chordata, Aves, Casuariiformes, Dromaiidae. Gene Ontology annotation, biological process: formaldehyde catabolic process. The coding region runs from base 130 to 1272 and encodes 380 amino acids.
AGAUGGUAUUUAGCACAGCGUAGCUGGCUCCUACAAGAUUCAAACGCCAAGCUACUGCAACUGCUGCUCUGAGCAGGACCUUUCAGGACCAGACUCCUUCCUGAGACCCACACCAGAGAGGGGAGGAAGAUGAGCACUGAGGGCAAAGUUAUUAAAUGCAAGGCGGCUGUCGCCUGGGAAGCAGGGAAGCCUUUGGCUAUCGAGGAAAUUGAAGUGUCCCCCCCAAAAGACCACGAAGUUAGAGUAAAGAUUGUUGCCACUGGUGUAUGCCGCACAGAUCAUCAUGCUGUCAAUCCUAGUUUCAAGGAGGGUGUUUUCCCAGUGAUCCUGGGCCACGAGGGAGCUGGAAUAGUGGAGAGCAUUGGACAAGGAGUUACUAAAUUUAAACCAGGUGACAAGGUUAUUCCCCUCUACAUGCCUCAGUGCGGCCACUGCAAGUUCUGUUUGAACCCUAAGACCAACCUUUGUGAGAAGAUCAGCAAGGUUAAAACACCGAUUUCAGAUCAAGACGUGAUGUCUGAUGGGACGAGUAGAUUCACCUGCAAAGGGAAGCCCCUUUAUCACUUCAUGGGGACUAGCACCUUCUCGGAGUACACUGUUGUGUCAGAAAGCUCUCUUGCCAAAAUUGAUGCUGCUGCUCCUCUGGACAAAGUUUGUCUGAUUGGUUGUGGAUUUUCCACUGGCUAUGGAGCUGCCAUCAAUACCGCACAGGUUGAGCCGGGUUCCACCUGUGCUGUCUUUGGCUUGGGAGGCGUUGGCCUUUCAGCUGUCAUGGGCUGUAAAGCUGCUGGAGCUUCUAAAAUUUUGGGGAUUGACAUCAACAAAGACAAAUUUCCACUAGCUAAAAAGCUGGGAGCGACUGAUUGCCUUAACCCUCAAGAUCUCAGACAGCCCAUUCAGGAGCUUAUAGCUGAAAUGACAAACGGUGGUGUGGAUUUUGCCAUUGACUGUGUCGGUAUUCCUGAUGUCAUGAAAGCUGCCUUUGAAAGCACGACAGUGGGCUGGGGAACAUUUGUCAUUGUCGGAGUGGCUGUUAGUGAGCAAUCGAUCCCUGUCUCUCCAAUGCAGCUGAUAAUGGGACGGAAAAUAAAAGCCACCUUCUUUGGAGGCUGGAAGAGCGUGAACAGCGUACCGAAGCUGGUGUCUGAUUAUAUGGCAAAGAAAUUUGAUCUGGAUGCCUUGGUGUCACAUACUCUGCCAUUUGAGAAAAUCAGUGAUGCUUUUGACCUUAUGAUUACAGGAAAGAGCAAUCGAACAAUCCUGGUUUUCUAAGGAAUAAGUAGAAAUUUUUGAAGACUGUCACUUGAACUUAAGACUUAUUUUCGGCAUGCCUCUUUAUUCAAUAAAUUGAUAAUUCUCUCAAUAUAUAUUUAAGGGAGUGCAGCUCACACAAAUACGGAAUGAUUAGCAGUGAAAGGUCAUAAUGGACAGCAGCUAGUAUUGCAUUAUUUAAAGCACAUUAUAUAAAUCAGCAUGUAACUGUUUUUUGUUAUCAUGUAAGUAAUAUUUAUUCAUGCAUACAUGGAUGUGGUUUCAUUUUUGCUAAUGACCUUUUGCAAAUAUUGUUGUACUUUUUAAUAUAUAUUCAGCACCAAGUCAUUACAGCACAACUGUGCAAAACAUUCCCCAGAGAACAGGACUGUCAAUAUGAGCAGACCAUCCUGCUAAACAGACAUUUCACAUGGAGCAGAACUUUGGACCCGUAAAACUAAUGCCUUUUGACCUCUUUUGAGCAACUUUUACCCCAGCCCACAGCCAACACCCGUCCUUUGAACUUGCUGUGAACGCCUCAGCAGGAUCACCAAUUACACACCACAUCAUGAACACACUAAUGAGUCACCAGAGGUUAACAAAUUCCACCUUGUCUGCCCAUUUGCAAUAACUUCUGCACAUAUAAGUUACUUUGCCCUUCUAUAAAAGUUUACUGUAACUGUGUAAAGUAAAACUGUGUACAGUAAACUGUUUACUGUGCAAGUUUUCUCUUAAUUACUUUCUAAGUAAAAAAGAAUAAGACUACAGAUAAUGAGAUCACACCAAAAUAAUGUUUCCCGUUGUAAGCCAGUUCUAUACUUCCCUAUCUAGAAAACACUAGAAGGUCCUCCCAACCAACAGUAUGCAUCCCAAAUCCUGCAAAUAUGUAUGUACAGCCUUAAUUUUAUAUUAGUUACUAGUCUCAGAAAAGUAAUCAAUUAGUCUGAUAACUCUGUAGUAAAUAUAGACACAGAAAUAGAUUCAUGGGCCAACUAAUUAUACAUUAACACCACACUAAUGUCUUAUAAACAAACCACUUCCUCCAUCUGUAUCACCAUGCAUUACUUCCAAGUUUUGCUAAUUUGACUGAUUUACUUUUGAUUUAAGAAAAAAAGCUAAACCAUGAUUAAACAAAAUUUGAUUGUUACAAAAUAA